Aspergillus campestris IBT 28561 is the source of this 973-nucleotide messenger RNA. RefSeq lists its product as uncharacterized. The record is from RefSeq and is a predicted model, not a curated record. Lineage: Eukaryota; Fungi; Ascomycota; Eurotiomycetes; Eurotiales; Aspergillaceae. The transcript is spliced from 2 exons. Bases 184 to 810 code for a protein of 208 amino acids.
CUUUGUCACUUUGCUUCUCGAGCCUUCUUGACUCCCUAUCCGAGAAAUCCAUCUUGAUCAACUCCAUCCAUCUCAAUCGACUUCGUGCAUCUUCACAACUACUGCUCUCAUCGGCUUCCAUCAUAACAAACCAAUAGCUACCCACUCCUCGAACUUCAUCAAAAGAAAGACAAAGACAACGAAAUGGCCAUCUCAACUCCCAUCCCUCAAGGAUCGGGCCCAACUGAUUCCGACAACACAGUCACCUGGGAGCACCUGGAAGACGCCUCAACUCCCAUUCGUCAAGGCUUAGGUUCAACGGACCCCGACAACACAGUCACUUGGGAACACCUGGAAGACGUCUCAACCCCCAUCUCCCGAGGCUCAGGACUAAUCGACCCCGACAACAAGAUCACCUGGGAACACCUGGAAGACGCCCCCUCGCCUUCCACCCCCCCAAGCUCAUAUCCCAUCACCCCCAACAACGAAAUCACCUGGGCACACUUUGAAGGCGCCUCAACUCCCACGUCUGAAUACUCAGGCCCAACCGACUCCGACAACGAAAUCACCUGGGAACACCUGGAAGAUGUUUCCUCCUCCAGCAUCUAUGAAGAAGACGACGAACUUCUCCACAACAAGCCACUCUCGGCAUCGUCUACUCCCCACAAUGUAGAACCAGUAUCAACCCUGGAAAUCUUGAAGGACAUGCCGCUCAAGGGACUGUUCAUACACGUCGUCGCCGUGUUCAUUCUGUGGCUAGUGUGGUUGCUGUUUCUGGUUAAGAUUCUGCGCAGGGAGUUGCGCUUUCUUGAGCAGAGGGGUGUUAUUUGAUGGUCGGGUGAGCGAGAAAGAGAGACAAUUUGUUUUGUUAAAUCCCCAUGUUUGCUUACUUUCUUGACUUUAUGUUAUUAUCUUUCGCAACCACGCCUUUUAUCACACCUUCUUGGGUGACUUCACGAUCGGAUCUGAAUGGCUAUUUGAUGGUGUUUUACUG